AAGUACAUAAUAUUAGGCAUUUUAUUGAGGAUGGGUUCUAGGUUCCUUGUGUUGGUUCUUAUUUUCCUUGUUCUUGGUGUUGGUAACGCUAGGAAACUUAUUGUGAGUGAAAAGGGUGCCUUCGAGCAGGAGAAAACUUUCUUCCCCUUCAUCCCUUUUCGUGGUUGGGGAAAAGGAUGGGUUUCUGGUACUGUUGGUGGCUUGGGUGGUGAAGGGGGUGGGUUUGGAGGCGGAAGUGGGGGUGGGUUUGGAGGCGGGAGUGGGGUUGGAGGCGGGAGUGGGGUUGGCGGCGGUGGCGGUGGCGGCGGCGGCGGCGGCGGUGGUGGAGGAGGAGGAGUUGGCGGGGGAUAUGGUUUUGGGGGUGGCUCCGGAUUUGGAAGUGGGUUUGAGGGUGGAAAUGGUGUGGGGUUUGGAGGUGGAGGUGGUAUGGGUUUUGGUGGGGGUGGUGGCGAUUUUGGAGAGGGUGGGGGAUUUGGUGCAGGCUAUGGUGGAGGGUUUGGAGGUUGGCAGCCUUGACUUCAAGUUCUGCUUCCCCACAAAUUCUAGCAUAUAGAAUGUAGACAUUAAUAGCUUGCUCAUUGCUGAUGCACCCCUUCUGCACCAUCUAGAUCAACUGUAAUAGCACCAGUGAUAUAUAUUAAUAAUGGGGUAAUAAAUUUUCAUUAAAACU
Rubroshorea leprosula is the source of this 670-nucleotide messenger RNA. Lineage: Eukaryota; Viridiplantae; Streptophyta; Magnoliopsida; Malvales; Dipterocarpaceae. The record is from the annotation of a GenBank genome assembly.